This is a messenger RNA of Falco peregrinus (peregrine falcon), 11374 nucleotides long. RefSeq names its product inka box actin regulator 2 (gene INKA2). The record is from RefSeq and is a predicted model, not a curated record. Gene Ontology annotation, cellular component: nucleus. Gene Ontology annotation, molecular function: protein kinase binding; protein serine/threonine kinase inhibitor activity. Lineage: Eukaryota; Metazoa; Chordata; Aves; Falconiformes; Falconidae. Bases 9429 to 10427 code for a protein of 332 amino acids. The transcript is spliced from 2 exons.
ACGGCGGCGGGGCAGGUCCCGGCUGGCCCCGGAGGGGUGGGGGGGGGUCCCUCCGCAUCGCGAGGGGCUCAGCCCUCCGCGCCGGCCGGUGGGAUGCCGCCGGUCCGCUCCUCUGCGGGGGAGAGCGGGCGGGAGCGCACGGGGGGCCGGGGGCUUUGCAGCAAAGAUGCCGGCAUCGCUCGGGGCCGGGCGGAACGGCCGCGGGAACCGGCUGGGAACAACUUCACGGAGCGACAGUGAUGUGAACGGAGCGCGCGCCCGCCGCCUCCGAUACCCUCGGCAAAUACUUCUGCUUUAAUAGGAAACCCUUUGUCAUAAAUCAGCAGCGUUCGUGUGUCCCCCCCGCGCCGUGCCGAGGGUGGCCGCACCCGCCGGGCGCGCUGGGGCCCGUCCGCCCGCCGGGGGGCCGGGGGGGCCGGGGGCAGAGCGGGCACUGCCCAACCCGGGGUGCCAGCGCCGGGGUCUGGCUGCGGAGCCGCGGCUGUGCGGGUAAAUAGAGAAGCGCGAACAAAAGGGGAAGGCGAGGCAGAGCCAGAACGGGUGGGUGAAGUUUCCGAAGGCACAAAAGCUUCCCUCCCGGUUCAGGGCUUCGCAGGAUGGCGACCGCAGCUGGGGUUUGUGCUAACGGGAGUUGUGCAGCGUGGGCUGAUGGAGGGUCUGUUGCUCUCCUGCCCGUGUUCCUGGGCACGUUUCACUUGUAGGCGACGCGACUGGAGUCAACAGCGAGACCCACCAAGUUAGCGGGGUGCCCAGGGCAAGGCCGGGGCUGGCGGCGUGCGGGAGGCAGCCGCGCGCCCCGGGGUCGGACGUGUCUUGUGGGACGGGGGCUCGGGCAGCGGCGCUUGCUCGGAGUAAAUGUGGCAGCAAACAGCGACAUUUAACCUGCUGGCGCUACCGAUGUUCCCCUAGCAAACAGGCUGGAAGGCAAACUAAAACAAAGGAAAAUGAGAGGCAGUGGGGUACUGUGCACUGGGUGCGAUGAACGAAAUGCAAACUGUAAACUGGGACACAUACGGCAUCAUCUGGAAGAUCUUUAAAAUCUAAGUUGGAAGGUGAGAUGGGGGAAAAGAGUAACUUUCAAAAGAGUGUGCAUAGAGUAAGGCUCCUAAAUCUGUCUUUUGUCUGCUAAACAAAUGAGUUUCAUUAUCUAGGCAGUAUUUUUUUAUAGAAGCCUAAACAUUGCACCUUUACUUGUGAUUCUAAAACAUGCCUGUUUUGUAGCACGCAACAUAACUUCUGAGGAAUCUGAAUAUAUUCAGAAGGGAAGGCACAUCCCUCACAUUUAAGGUUUUUUUUGUUUUCACGUUAAAAUGAGAAAGUUCUGGUUUUGUUCAUACCCUUGCUAUAACGCAGCAAUAGAUUAUUUUUUUUUUAAUUGUAAAAAUGUGACAAUUUUUGUCAUAUUAAUAAACCAAGAGCUUAGCCUGGCAAAGAUUUGUGUACGUGCUUGCCUUGAAAAACUGGAAAGGGGCAGUUUGCACCUUCGGUAGGGCUACUCAUGGCUUAGCUGAAAGUAGCCUAGAUCUUCAUCCAUCUGGUUUUGAGAAGUCACAUUCUUUCCCCCUCCCACCCCCUGAUUUUUGUUACUCAAAGUUCAAAACCUACUUUAACAACAAAUUCUCGGGGUAUCAGAGUGCAGUCCUGGGGCCGUUGUGAGUGUGGCCGUGCCAGGACAGCCCGCAGGGUGACACCUGGAGAGACCCUCUGCCUUACAGCAUGCCAUGGGAAACAGCCCCUUUCAUCAGCAACUUAAGUGAGCUGCAGAUUGCAUUUAGUGAAAGUAGGAGGACUGUAUUAAUUAAAACAACCAUAAAUGACAUCCUGAGCAAUAACAACUUUUAAAAAUCAAUACUGGCAAGAUAGCCUGGAAUUAAAAUAGAUUAAUGUUUCUUUAAAGACCAGCAAGCAGUGCGAUAGACAGCUGGGACCAUCUGCAUUGAAUGGUGAGUGGGAACUGAACCUCUUGACCCUGCUUCUUUACCACUUUCUUCAUUACUGGGCAGGUCAUGCCUCCAGACAUUAAAUGCACCAUAACCAAGAAUCAUGCGGGAGGAAUGGUGGGAAGGUCUUGGCCAGAUUGAGACGAUGAGCCACCUCGUGUGCAGCGAAACAGGAAUCCAGUCCCAGGGCAUCACUGGGAAUUUAGCAGCACAGUGGUUUGCAUUAUGCCCAGGGAGCAGCUCUGGCGGGUUGGGAAGGCCUGCGAGGAGCCAGGCUUGCUGAGGCUGGUCAGGGUAACGUGGAAGUUAAAGGCCAUUCGAUUAUUCGAAGUUUAGUUUGUCUCAAUGUAAACCAGCCUUUAGAGUGUUUUGAGGAGCGGAUUUUCUCCAAAAAGAGUGGCUGUUGGCACAGCUCCCAGUUCCCAAGGAAAGGUUAUCUUCAAGAGCAGCUCCAUCCCCCAACAGCGUGGGAUUCAAGAAUUCCGGCUCUGAUUUUUCUUUCUCCUGCUUUGUGUAUUAAAAACAUCUUUAAAUAAUCGUGUGCUUGGUUUGGGCUGCUGGUGUGCCCUGACAUUUCAACACAGAGCAUACACGUAGAGAUCACACCGUGCUUUGCCAGACAAGCCACAGAUGAGCAUGGGUCUGGGCGUGCUUACACCAGUCUUCACAUUACCUCUGGGAAAGCUCUGCCAUGCCUCCUGAGGAUGAAUCUGACCCAUUUCAGUCAAUGAGAGAUCUCCUAUUCCAAUUGCAUGUUUUCCAUUGUAAGCUGAUAGUUUCUGGCAUGUGUGGUGUCCCUUUGAUUGGAAUUCAUUCAGAAGCUUCCACAUGCAAAUGUUUCACAGCCAGGAGAGCCUCAGCUGACACAGCCAUUCAUCCCAACCGGGAUCGGGGCAGCUCCACAAUCGUAUUGAUUGCCGAAGCCGGGAUCCUCAUCCCGCUGCUGACACCUGCCCCCGAGCCGCUUCGGACAAGCUGUGCCAGCCCUCUGUCUGUAGAAAAUACAGAAGACCUUGCUCACCUCCUCUGGGAAGCCCCUGGAGAUUUAUGGAUGCAGCACGGUUUGUGAGAAUAUGCAGUGCUGGUUUGUAGGUCUGGUGUUGGAGUAAAUUGUGCUUCUCCACCCCCCCCCGUCAUCAGUCCUUCGUAUGGCAGUUGUGCAACGUGCCACAAAGCUCGUGAAUCAUCCAUUAGUGCGAUUAAUCCCGAUACUAAAAGUCAUCUUGACUUUAUCAGCAGGAUUCGGACUCUGCAAACAUCGUUCUGAGGCACAGAAGUAUUAUGUCUGCUUUCUGAGUUACAGAAUGUUAUCUCAGCUGAAAGAUCAGAUUUAACAAGAAUUGUCUUGCUCAGGGAUUAGCAGAGAGGAAUUUCAUUUCCACGUCCCACACUGCAGAUGGCAUUACCUAUGUAAACUUUCUGACACGCGGAUUGGUUGCAUUUACACAUAGUAACAUCAGUAUACAUACCACGGGACGGGGGUUUUGAGGCUCUUCUACAACAAGAAUAAAUCGCUUACUAUCUAGCAAGGGACUGGUGAGUUUGUGGGGCAGAUUUAUCCCGCAUUUGGGGUUUGUAUGGCUGUGACAGGCGAGGAGUCACAGUCAAGUUAGCUGUUGUUGUAAUGUUACUUUGCACGUUUUGGUCUUCCCUGAGGAAUCCAGGAUAUUUCUGGGUUUUCUGUUGUUAUUUUCUAGGAAGAAAAAUGUUGAAGUAGGUAUUUAAACCAAACCCCAACACUCUAGCUUGAACUUUUGAAUGUUCUCCCUGCACAUUUGUAAUAAAUGCAUCAAAUGAUUGAGUCUGACUCCCUUCUUACAUUAAUCUGUGUCCGGGUAGACAGUGUUUCUUGCUAUGAAUAUCUUGCAGGAAUAGAACAUUUGGUCUGAAUGAAAAAUACAACCGAUUAUUUUUACUCUUUGUCUCACACCGGGUCCUAUUCCGGUAACUGUGUCGUGCUUGAAAAGGCGUCUGCUGUGUUUUCAUUGCUGCUAUUUCUGAAGGGGCAGCUCUUGCAAUCUGCCAGUACAGUGAGGCAUAAACUACAGACCUCGAGGUCUAACGUCACCGCUCACAACUCUGACAGGUGGGAAUGCGCAGCUCCAUUUGUGUCUCUGCUGAUGAAAGGAUCCCUUUAUGGGUGGCUUUACCCAUCGCUGCUGUAGGUAGUGUUAGAAACUUGGGUGGUUAUUGCAGAAUCUCCCUCCUUGGUGUUGCCUUAAGGGAAGGUGCAAAGGAGUAAUGUGAUGGUGGAUGUCCUGUCACAUAUAACCUGGGGAGAGAAAAAGUAGUCAUGGGCUCUGUCCACUUCAUAUCCAGAGGAGACUCCUAAAGAUGAUGGUGGAUUUUUUUAUUAGACUCCCAGCUGCACAUAUUCAGGAAUGUUACAGACCAGAUCCCCCAGUGAAGCAGACCGCUGGGCUGAAAACUGACACUUUUAACCAUCAUCUUCAAUGGUCAGUCUGUAUGUCGAGGCUUGUGGUCUUUCUUAGCCCUGGGUUGUGAGUAAAAGUCUGAAGGCUGGAGUUCUUGUUGGUCCACUUAUUUCCUGGUUUUAGUGAGUUGGUUUUCUAAUUUGCCUUUGCACGUAGCGAGUGGGAUUGGGAAGCAUGGAACGAUACCAUUGCAAUGGAAAGGAAGGCAACUGAGUAAGGAAGAUGGUUAAUCGAGCAAUGUGAACCAGGUCCCCACUACUGAGGGGGAAAAAAAUCUUUGGUAAAAUUUUAUCUGAAAGAGGAAAGAUGAUGAAUAGUGAGCUAACAGUUAACAUCCUCAUUUAUGCCAAAAAUCCUCUGGAAAGGCAAGAGGUAAAAAAAUAGACUUGAAAUUAUUGUGAUAAAAUGCAAGGAGAAAAAGAAAAUUACAGGCCCUUGGCAUUCAUCAAGGGAAGGAAAAGAAACGUGCAACAUGAAGCUGAGCAGAAGCUCUCUGUGAGCCAUGCAGCGCACUCUGAAGAGUUAUGUCCAGCCACAGCUGCAGGCUUGUUGAAGAUUAAUCUAGUUAGUGACCCAAAGGAAAACACGGAAACAAUAUGAUCAGCUCAGCAGUUCUAAAAUAAUUUUGGUCUCUAUUAUGUCAUCCUCUUUAAAUAUCAAUUGUUUGUUGCUGGUUCUGUUGCCUAUCAGCACUAUUAUUAAGAACUGCUAUUUGCCAGUUGUUCUUUCCUGUCCUCUUAGCAAUAACUUCCUCUCUUUGCAUUUCUUUUACCUAAGAGCUGGACAUCCGUCUUCCUCCUCAUUAUGACAAACACGCUUAGAGCUCUUCUUUUCAGUUCUCUGUGCUCGGCUGAAAGCUCUGCUGCUUUAGCUGGGUUUUUCCUUUUCUCCCAUCAGCAUCACAAAGCUGCUGCAGUCCUGGGCAGGCCCGGUGUGCAGAUGGGCCAGGGAUACUGGCAGCUGUGCCUCGAGGGAUCGAUGGGAGCUGAAUUCUGAGAACUCGGUGAAGGGAGAUGCUAAUGGGAAAACAUUCAUUCCCAAAGUUACUUGUUUACCUGGGAAGUGGGAAGUGACAAGUAAUCUCCCUCAUUUGUACCUCUCAGGUAUUUGUUUAGAAUUUGAUAAAAUGCCAGUAUCUGCUAGAGGGUGUUCCUUGGGGUGAGUUGUCCUCCUGCUGUGUUCAUCAGUGGUGGAAGAUCAUUGAUUUAUAAACUGUGUAAACCAAUCACAGUUGUAGUUCUGGGAAUAAGUAUUUUGAGGAAAGCAUGGAGAAGGCAUUGCUUGCAGAGCGAUUGAUGCCUUCACUACUCACAAUAGUAGAUUUCCAAGGUAAAAACACUCCAUAUUUGAACUCUGAGAGUUUUGCAAGAUGCUUUGUUGGUCAUCCCCGUCCCCUCCAUCGAAUAUUGCUUGAGGAUCAUUUGAAAGUGCUUGAAAAGCUUUAGAAUUUUGCGUUUCAGUGUUCAGGGUGACUGUAGUUUAAGCAAGCUUUGCUUUCAGGAAGCAUUUAGCCAGAGCUGCCUUGUUCAUGCCUUCACAGGAGCAUUGCUCUGGAGGUAGUACCUUGGUGCUGGAGAAAGAAAUGUUUAACACCACACACUGAAUCCCAGCCACUGAAGCGGAACAUGCACGUCACAACUGCGCUCAGCCUUGCGCAUACUUGUCUUGCUAUAAAAGACAUCUGUGUUGGCUUGUUCAGAAUUAGACCAACACUUUUUCAUGCCAAUUUUUAGGGACUGCAAAAGUUUCAGGAAUAAUCACGAGAUGCAUUUUGAGGCAUCUGAUUUUUAACUGGUUUGUAGCGAUAAAUUUGAACAUCUGCAAGUUGUCAUAGUUCUGAUUUGGCUUUUCUUGGAAGCAGAGGUUCCAAAUUAGACACCGGAGUCCCUCGGAACGCUGAGGAAUUUGCACACCUUGAGCAGAGAGCGGCAGGUACAAGAAGGGAGGAUGCUGACGGGCAAGGUCUGUGCUGGACCCGAAGGUUUGCAGUGAACACUGUUUCCCCUGCACUCUGCUCUGCAGCUCAACUGAGCACAGGGCUGAUUCAACAACAGGUUUGAGAUUUACAGCUCACAAAUGCGCACAAAACAGGACAUCUCCUGAUGCUCCGUGGUGGCCAGCUUACAUAAUGUCACUUGCAUAACCCCAGCAAGUACGGUCCGGGUCUCUCUCCAUGCCACAUUAGGGCUCUCUGGGGUUGUGUCACAUUCACGCUCUGUUUGGAAUUGCACUUCAGUUCAUCGCAAAUUGAAGUUCCUCCUGUAUGAAGCGUGCGACCGCAGAGCCAGCGAGGCUGCAAGGGUUGCCCCUUCAGCCUUGAGUUCCCCUCAUCUCGCACUCAGAGCAUCUGUUUAACUUCCAGCCCAAUCUGCUGGAUCAUUUGCAGAAACUCUUUUUUCCUCCAGCAGGCCAGAUAGCUCAGUCUUGAUCCUUUGCCAGGGCGGUGAUCUCUCUCCUGUGGGAGACCGUUCCUUUCUGGAGAGUCUCAGAGAAGCCAGUCUGAACGUGGGAGAACUGAGAUCCGCUUGGCAAAGAGGGGAGAGUGGCUGUUAGACACUGAGGAAGAAACUGGUUUUUUCCGCCUUUCCAGAGUUUUCGCUCCAAGGUGAGCACCCUUAAUUACCACAGGGUAAUUACUAGUGGAUGAAAUCCAAGGCCCUUCAGACUCUUUGGUCACCAGGCAGUAACUUGACUUUGGGCUGGCUUUCACUCACUCCUCAGUUCUGUAAAAGACUGAACAGAUCCCAUGAAGAGCAAAAGAUAAAGUAGAGGAGGUUUGUUUGCUUCAGUUUUUAACUUGUACAACCUGAAAUUUCAGUAGUGUUUGCAGAGUUGAAAGGCUCAGGAUCUUUAAAACUCCCUUGCUGGUGGUGGGAUUCGUGUUGCCGGAUGGACACCAAGGCUGGAGGGCAGGAAUUGCAGGUCGCUGAAACAGGACAGGCGAGUCAUGUCCCAAAAGCCCCCUUCUCUCCCCCUCUGCUGCAAGUGGGACAUGACAGCUCAGCCCUCGGCACAGGGCACCAGGGGAGAAGUGUCCAAACCUCGUUGUCACUAGUGGGAAAGUGUUUCCACAGAUGAAAACAUCUCCACUCCUUCUCCAGUGGCUCAGCUCCCAGGCUGGUGCUGGCACCAGGUUUGGCAGAACCAUCUCCUUUGUUCAGAAAGAAAAGCGCAGGAUCCUGAGCUUUUGGGACUCAGGUCUUUUCUUGUCAGGGGGAGACUGGAUCUGCCUGUGGGAAACAACCACACCGAGGAUAAAUGCUGCCGAUGAAAUUUUAAUGCCUUCCUGGAUGAGGCAUGCAUGGUAAUGAUACCACCCAUCAUGGGCGAGUUAAUUGAAUCAAUGAGGUGAACAGUGGAGCCGUCCAGCAUAUGCCGAGGGUUUGAUCAGCCCAGCCGUUAGGGCAGGACCCUCGUCACUCACCGCGGCACGAUUACAGCCUGCGCCGGCCAGGGGAUUUGGUGGGAAGUGGCCAAUGAGGGGCCAGGCUGGCUCCAAAUCCAGCUUUUUGCAAAGCCCCAGAUAAAACAGACUUCCAUUAAUAAGGCGAGAAAGGUUAGGACAAGAAGCAUUACAGCAAAUCUGGAGAGGUAAGGUGAUAGUUUUGUCUGAGGCUUGUAGAGCAUAUGGCCCCAGCUUCUGCACGGGUAACCCAAGAGCUCGGUUAGUCUGUAAGUGGGGCAUGAUUUGCAUGUCUGCAGAAGCAGAGGUUUUAUUUGCUGAUGUUAAAAAAUUAGAUAGCUGGAGGCACUUGAUAGCAUCAUCAGGAAGCUAAACACGGAUUUUCUGUAUCUUCAUAGCUUGUAUGCUCAUUCCGGGUGAUAAAUAAGUUUCUUGGGAACGAAGCUCUGAAAAAUCAUCGUAACCUACCAGCUAGUUUUAGGUUCUGGGUUUUGAAAUGGAGAUUUGUGGUCAGAAAUCGUUGGGAAGCUUUGUACUUACGGAGCUAGAUCGUUACAGAGGAUCCAGUUUUUUGAUAAUUGCUCUUUCCCACUGGUCAGAGCCACGUACAGAAAUGGCAAUAGAGCAAGUAAUUGGACUAACUAAAGGGAAGGAGUUGUAAGAAAGUAAAGUUUGGUAAUGUAAAGCUGAACAUAAGAUGCAUUUGUCCUUUUUUGCCCUAAGCUUGAGUUCUAUUGCUUUACAAAAAUUGUGACGAGCCUUUUAAACUGUUUGUGGCAGCAUAGGCUGAAGCUUUUCCUAGACAGUGGUAAUCUCUUCUGCAAACCACCUUACAUCAAUGUGACAUGUCUUCACCGCCAGCCCUGCAUCCCCUGCUGUUUUUCCCUUCUCCCUCUCCCUGCUAUAAAAAAAAAAAAAAAAAAAAAAAAAAAAGGUGGCAGCUGUUGGAAAGUAUAGUCCAUUUGUUUUAUGAUGCCGCUUUGGGAAUAUGAUCCAGAUCCUACAUGUGAGAGAGAAAACAACAGAGCGAAAGAGAAGGAGGGGGUUUAGAAGCUCUGGGAAAUAACUUGCUUAUUUUAAGUGUAGCAUAGAAAUAUCAAUCUUUAUAGCACAAGGUUCAGGGAUAAAGCAGAACUGCUGUUAAAGGUCCUAGCUUGGAAAUCAAAGAGAUCACUUGUUUAGUGUUAGUAAUUUUAAAGUUUGUUCGUUGUUUUGUACAAAAUUUUCAAGUGCAUUGAAAUGUCUUUGAUUGUCCUCUGGUGAGAGGUGCCUGUAGUGAGGGUGUUAGGAUCUGAAGACAUGUUACAUUGCAACAGUGUGAUUCUUAUCAGGGUUUAUUUUGCAUUUACUUUAGCACUUUAGGUAAAGAAACAAGGUUGUCCAUCGAAGGCACUUCUGUUUGUUAUUCUGACUCCUGAUUUCAGUUCAUUACAGGGCACAAAAGACACAAGAGCAGAAGAAUAUGCUAAAACUGCUGGUGGACAAAACCUUUCAUAGUUCUAUGCCUUGGGUUUCUGCCAAGCAAUUAAUGGAAACUCAAACUGUUUAUUUUUGUUGUCAGGUCAAAAAAUCCACUCCUGGGAGCUCCUCUUAUUCCUAGAGGGAAACUCCUAGAAAAAAUCCAGAAAAAUCCAAUUGCUAUUCCGUGAAAUGGAUGUAGCACAGCUGUCCAUGAAGGAGGUCGGAGACGGGCUGCACGAGCAGAUGAACUGCAUGAUGGGUGCCCUGCAGGAGCUGAAACUCCUCCAGGUCCAGACAGCUUUGGAGCAGUUGGACAUCUCAGGGAGCCGAAGCGCCGUGUCUGGCAGUGAGCAGCACCAGUGCUGCCGGAGCAGCAGAGAAGCGCCGGGGGCCGAGUGGCUGUGGGGGCAGGCAUCGGUGGGGGAGCGCAGCCCUGCGUCCCACGCGUGCGCUGUGCCACAGCUGGCGGGUUUGUCCAGUCCCGAAGUGCUCCCGGAGGGCGGCCACCUCAGAGACACCCCCUCCUCCUUCAGGAGCCUCUGUGGGGAGGAUGUUCAUCACCCGAAAGGACCUUCUCCCACAUCGAGCAGAGCAAAGCCCAUCCGCCCAAGGACAUUCGAGCCCAGUAGCCAGGGCACGGCUGGGGGGUGGCCAGUAUGCCAGGAGUGCCCAGGCUGUGACGAUGGCCAUGACUGGACAUCCUCCCUAAUGUCCCAGAGCAGGAAUCGGCAGCCGCUGGUCUUGGGGGAUAACAUCUUUGCAGACUUGGUUGGGAACUGGUUGGAUCUGCCAGAGCUGGAUAAGAAAGGGGAGAAGAGCGAGGCGUCACUGUCAAUGAGCAGAUCCCAGGAGCUCUGCAGGAAGUUCUCCCUCACUGCCAACAUCUUCAAGAAGUUCCUGAGGAGCGUUCGACCAGACCGAGACAGGCUUCUCAAGGAGAAACCUUGCUGGCUUCCACCUGAAGACAAACAGCCUGAAAUUUCCAAGAGACCCAAAAAAGUGAACAAACUCAAGGGGACAUUUUACUUCCCACUUCACGGGAACGUCCAGAACCAUCACUGCAAAGCGGAGAGGUGCCCGAAGGCAGAAAGCAACAGCGAGAAACCCAGAACUGGCACCAAGAAAGUCCACGAUACCACAGACUACACCCAGUCUGGGUUUGACAUCAAUACAGCUGUUUGGGUCUGAGUCUGUCAGUGUUUUCUGCUCUGCUGAGCAUUUGUUUUACACCAGAGAGGAGGGGGUGGCCAUACACGUGUUUUCAGGAGACCCCUGAGCUCUCAGCGUGGACAGAGUUGAGAGAGGAGUCCUCUGCAAAACGUGCUGGGGUCUUCAGUCACUGGCAAGUGGCUUUUUCUAGAGAACUGUGGCUUCAGGCACAGUCCAAGUAGCAGCUGACUCAGUCCUGCAUGGGGAGACUUUUGGGGACGGAUAUUUGCAAAAAUAUUCAGAAUCUUUAGCAGCUUUAGGGUGAGUGGUGCCACAGGCAACCAGCUCUGGGAGCCUGGCUUGUGGUAGCCACUUCAGGCCCAUUCCAUCAUCUCUAGUUACAAUGGCUGCAGCACAAAAGUCACUGUGUGCAUGUGUGUGUAUGAGUGUGCAAAUUAUAUAUAUAGGUUUUUUUAAAAAAAAUAAUCUAUUCCUGCUUGUGUGCACUUAAAACUGAGUUAUAAACCAGGCAAUUCAAGUGUGGUACCUGAAGCACUUGUUAUUUAAAUUGAAAGGGAUAAGUUUGAAUUUAUGAGACUCGCACAGUUGCCAAGUGGGGUGUUGAACCCCAGCUUUGCCGGGUUUCAGCUGUGGGGGUUUCCCCUUCAUCUGCAUCUCUGCUGCGGUCCCAGCAUCUCUCCUUCCCUCGGUGGUUAAACCAGGACACAAGGCUCCUUUCAUGCAAGUUUGUGACCCUCAGGCUCGCAGUGGGUUUUGCCUCUGCCCCCUCGCCCUUCUCCCCAGGGGUCGCACCAGGUAGAACGUUGCAGAGUUUAUUGUUGAUGUUACAGCGAGGUACAAAGUUGCAACAGACAUUUAUUGUUGUUUCCUACCGCGGUUGUGUACAAGCCUCCUCUUGACAGAACCAAGUUCUUCAGUGUCCAGCUCUCCAAGAGUUACCAAUAAAGUGGCAUCAGUCUCCAGCA